Molecule: messenger RNA, 1330 nt
Organism: Dermacentor silvarum
Lineage: Eukaryota; Metazoa; Arthropoda; Arachnida; Ixodida; Ixodidae
Product: ribonuclease P protein subunit p40
Exons: 7
Coding region: 234-1310 (358 amino acids)
Biological process (GO): tRNA 5'-leader removal; endonucleolytic cleavage in ITS1 to separate SSU-rRNA from 5.8S rRNA and LSU-rRNA from tricistronic rRNA transcript (SSU-rRNA, 5.8S rRNA, LSU-rRNA); tRNA 3'-end processing
Cellular component (GO): ribonuclease MRP complex; multimeric ribonuclease P complex
Molecular function (GO): ribonuclease MRP activity; ribonuclease P activity
Source: RefSeq, a predicted model, not a curated record
CCGAGCCGAUCCAAACUGAAGUAGUUGCCGCGGUGCAGCAGACGCUUAAAAGCCCCUUCAAAGCCCCUCUUCGUUAUUACAUGACCGCCUUAUUCUAUGCUGUUAAAGUUUUACUUCGCUACGUGCACCACUCCUAAAGCGUACUUUAUGUCUACGUAAAGUUUUUGGCGUAUCACAUGUCCUAAGUGUGAACUGUUACUGCGUGUUUUUCUCGCGCAUGUGCUUGAAGCAACAUGUGGCCAGAUUUUCCACAACUUCACUGUGACAUCGACAUUUACCUCUCGCACUUCGGAGAGCCCACCGAGCGCUGGCAGGAAGCCAUUCGCAGAUGCAACUUCAUUCAUUCUGUGCAGUUGGUGCUUCCAGAACUGUCUCAAAUCCCUGAGGAUGUGCACUCUUUAAUGGCUGCUCAAGAUUACCAUAUUGUCCGUAACAUCCGUGCCAAGGAACUUGUGGCCUGGGACUUCGUGAAAACUUUUGUGAGGCAAGGGAAGUUGCACUUGUUGUCAAUCAACACAAGUGUUUCAUAUGGGAAUUGUGUGGCUGUCACAGCUGAUGGUGAACUUCACUUGUCACUGCAGGAAGAGGUCUUUCGAGUUUCAGGACUUGAAGGUUCUCGUUCCUCAGGCAGUUCUAAAGGGCAUUGUGUUUUUGGUUCAGUGAUAGAUCUGCAAAAGCAGUGCUUUCACCCAGAAAAGAACAAUUACAAGCGAACGCUGCUUUCGCUGGACCGGUGUGGCGAUCUUGUAGCCCAAGAUGUGGCAAUCAUCUGGGAGCCCUUGCCAGAGCAUGCAAGCUUGUCACCUUCCUCUGCUGCAAGGUAUUUCAGCCAGUGUGGCCACGCUGUCAUCGCUUGCAAACCGAGCUACUGUUCAGCAACACAGUUCUGUCAGGUUGUGCCUACUGCUGUGACAACAUUGGAACAUAUGGGAGAAGAUGCAUAUAUCCCAAUCUAUGAGUGGCUUGGAGCGAUUGCCUGUGGAGUUGAUUCAAGGGAUCAUAAGGAUGCAAGGGAGCAGUUUGUUAGCAACUACCACUUCCCUGGGCCAAGCACAGAGGUGUCCCGGCUCUUUAUGGCCAACUGGAAAGGCUUCUUUACUCCAACAUGUGCCAUAAGGCUCCUUUUAUUACUCAGACAGUGCAUGGUUCAGGAAGAACUACCAUUUUUUGGCCUUGUACUGCAUAGGUUUGAUGAUGAUCCAACUCGACCAUUAAGUAAACACCAGAGUUUACUGCUAAGUCGUACUUCAGAACUCAGUAUCAUCUGUACGCCAAAUGGACGCUAUUGUCUUCUCCACUCUCCCAAGUGACCAUUCAAAAAAAGAAAUUU